AGAAAAAUCAAGAGAGAGGUUCCUGGAAGAGGUCAAGGGGACAAAAACAGCCUAUUUCAGAAAGUCCCAGAGCAGGUGGUUCGUGUGGAUCUUUUCCUUUCUGCUUCUGUCCGGAAAUCUUUCUCUCUGAAUCCAUCUUUCCACCUCACGCUCUCUCUCCCUUCCCUCCUCCUCACCUUCUCCCCAUCCCUCUCCUCUAAGCGCUUGCUAGGAGCCAGCUGAGCGCAUCCUUUUCCAAAGCUGCUUUGCUUCGGAGGAGCCCUGUUCCCCCUCCAGUAUCUGAGCCAAUGUUCUGGGGACAGCCUGGGAGUCUAGAGCAUCCUCCCAAGGGGGGAACUGGUACCCAGCGGCGCCUCUUAGGAUGAACCAGCUGACCGCGUCCCUGAAAGUCUGCAGGAUGGCAUAGAGGAGACAUUGUGAGCAGGCAAGAGCUGGGCUUGCUGCAGGACCCUGACGGCCGGGCACUGGCCAGAGCGUGUGACAGGGGUCUCUGUUCCCAGCGGAGGGGACCAUGGCCUCCAUGUUGCUCACCCAGCGGCUGGUCUGCAGCUUCCAGCACAACUACCGCCUGUUGGUGCAGGGAUCCAGACACAUCAGUCAGGCUGCAGCUAAAGUCGACGUUGAAUUUGACUAUGAUGGACCUUUGAUGAAGACGGAAGUCCCAGGGCCUAGAUCUCGGGAGCUAAUGAAACAGUUGAAUAUAAUUCAGAAUGCAGAGGCUGUGCACUUUUUCUGCAAUUAUGAAGAGAGUCGAGGCAAUUACCUGGUGGAUGUGGACGGCAACCGGAUGUUGGAUCUUUAUUCCCAGAUCUCCUCGGUCCCUAUAGGUUACAACCAUCCUGCUCUCAUGAAACUCGUCCAACAGCCUCAAAAUAUGAGCACAUUCAUCAACAGACCUGCCCUCGGAAUCCUUCCUCCGGAGAACUUUGUGGAGAAGCUCCGGGAGUCCCUGCUCUCAGUGGCUCCCAAAGGGAUGUCCCAGCUCAUCACGAUGGCCUGCGGCUCCUGCUCCAACGAGAACGCCUUCAAGACCAUCUUCAUGUGGUACCGGAGCAAGGAAAGGGGCCAGUCGAGUUUCUCCAAAGAGGAGCUGGAGACGUGCAUGGUCAACCAGGCCCCUGGGUGCCCUGACUACAGCAUCCUCUCCUUCAUGGGUGCUUUCCACGGGAGGACCAUGGGUUGCUUAGCAACCACGCACUCCAAAGCCAUUCACAAGAUUGACAUCCCCUCCUUCGACUGGCCCAUCGCACCGUUCCCACGGCUGAAAUAUCCUCUGGAAGAGUUUGUGAAAGAGAACCAACAAGAAGAGGCCCGCUGUCUAGAAGAGGUGGAGGACCUGAUCGUGAAAUACCGGAAGAAGAAGAGGACGGUGGCCGGCAUCAUUGUGGAGCCCAUCCAGUCUGAGGGCGGAGACAACCACGCCUCGGACGACUUCUUCCGGAAGCUGAGAGACAUCUCCAGGAAGCACGGCUGUGCCUUCUUGGUGGACGAGGUUCAGACUGGAGGAGGCUGCACGGGCAAGUUCUGGGCCCACGAGCACUGGGGCUUGGAUGACCCUGCGGACGUGAUGACCUUCAGCAAGAAGAUGAUGACCGGGGGCUUCUUCCACAAGGAGGAGUUGCGGCCCAACGCUCCUUACCGGAUCUUCAACACGUGGCUGGGAGACCCGUCCAAGAACCUGCUGCUGGCUGAGGUCAUCAACGUCAUCAAGCGAGAGGACCUGCUGAACAAUGCAGCCCAUGCUGGGAAGGUCCUGCUCACGGGACUGCUUGACCUUCAGGCCCGGUUCCCCCAGCUCAUCAGCAGAGUCAGAGGGCGAGGCACCUUCUGCUCCUUUGACACUCCAGACGAAUCCGUGCGGAAUAAACUCAUUUCAAUAGCCAGAAACAAAGGCCUGAUGCUGGGGGGCUGCGGCGACAAGUCCAUCCGCUUCCGUCCCACUCUGGUCUUCCGAGAUCACCAUGCCCACCUGUUCCUCAAUAUCUUUAGUGACAUCCUAGCUGACUUCAAGUAAAGAAGCCCUCUCCCUCCAUGCUCUGAGGAUGGCCCGACCUCAACCGUUGUCCAAUUGAUUAGUUCGCCUAAUUCAUGUUUUCACUCAAAGUUACAGAGGUGAAGGCAUAAACUGGAAGGUUACUCAUGAAGAGGAGGGGAUGUCUCUGGUGGCUUGGGGGCAGGGAGGGGCUGGUUGGGGUCUCCGUCUCCGCGGAGCCGGUGGCGCACAUUGGUUUUCAGCUCAGAGAUUCUGCUUGAGCCCUGGACUUAGUCUUAGGAUGGUCCCUGGGGGUCCUGGCCACGUAACUGCUCACCAGGGACCCCCCCCAAUACCUUUUGAAGCCAGUCAAGGGAAUGACACCUGCUGCUAGGGCUGGCGGCUGGGACUCCUGGUUCCGUUCCACUCGAGGGACACAUUCAGAGAGGGGAGGAUGCUGGUUCUCCCUCCCCUGUCCUAUGCAAACAGACUCGCGUCCCCCUCAUCCCCCUCUGAGCAUGUGCCAUGGGCAGUGCAGUGAUGGGCAGGACAGAGCAUGGAAAGGCCAGGAUGGCAGGGACAUGGGACUGAGCUUUGGGCUGUGGGAAGGGGGUCUUCUAGCCACUCCCCCGAUGCAUCUGGGGAUUCCUCUCCAAACUGUGAAUUCUCUCCUUGAUGGGGCUUCGUCCUGGGAGAAUCUCUGGGUGGCAUCACCAACCAGUCUUAGUCACCAUCCUCAUUCCCCGAGUCCCCUUCCUCCUGUUAGGCAUCAGCCCAGACCUCCCUCCUGGAAAGGAAAGCUGUAGCCCAUCACCCUGGGACACACUCUCGGGAGUGUCAGCCCAGGCCGAGGACAGCAGAGAUUCCCCCGUUCCUGUCCUCCCAGCUUCUGGGGUCUGACUUUGGACCCCUGGUCGGGGGGAAACCCUUUCUCUAGCUUCUCUCAUCCACCUCUGCCCCACAUGUGAGCAGCGCCCCAGGAACGGCUUUUCCGCUCCGUCAGAGGGACUUGGUUACAGGACCAGGUUUCUUCUUGCAGGAGGCGUCAUGCAUUAAACGCACAGAGCUCCAGGCAGGAAAAUGCAGCCUGUCAGGGCGCGGCAAUUCCCUUGUCGUUAUUGCUCUGAGUCAGAGAUUUUCCCGCCACGAGUGAGUGUGAGAGGACCAGGCAGGUGAUGCUUAGAGGAUGCUUCACUGGACAAUGGCUGAGGUUCAGGGGGGUCUCUCCUGGAGAUGAGACAAUUUGCAACUGAUUUGACUUCAGAUGCUUCUAAAACAGAGCAGCAGGUCAUCCUAGAGCAAUGAGGUGUGGUUUAGCGGUAGAUGAAGGAAGUCUGUCCAAAAGGAAGCCACUGGGGUCGACCCAUGCCUUGGUUGACUGUUUUGGGGAGCCGGGCAGAUCAAGAAUCUCAAUUCAGCACUUUUCUCUUUUAAUAACUAAUCAUCCAAAGAUCUCAAAGUACUUUGGUUUUUUUCUUCCCGCUUCCACUAUUCAGCAGAUUUGGUCAUCAACCUAUCUUUGCCGAGAGUGAAAGGCAAACUCACAUGUUUAACAAGAACAUGGACAGAUCCGUGAAUACUGGUUCACCCCACAUCCUGCACUCAGUGCUAAUCUGUUGCUUUUAAGGAGCUCUGCUGUGUCCAAGGGCAUGCGCACUGCCAGCUAAGUGGAGUGCCCUCUCUCUACAACUUUCACUCACUUGUAGAUUCAUUUAUUUAUCCAGUCAUUCAUUCAUGAAACUUGUAUUAAAUAUCUGCUCUGUCCCAGGCCCAGUGCUAAGCACCAGAAAUCCAAAGGUGAAAUCAAACCUAGUCCCUGCUCUCAAGGGACUCACCCUCCCAUUGGGAACAACAGACUUAAACCAACAAUCAACGCAGAAUGGCAAGUGCCAUAACAGCAGUAUGUGUGGGAACAUCAGGAAAGCAGAGGGAGUGACCUGAUCCACCUAAGGGUCAGAGGAGGGUCCAAGGAGAAAGUGACAUUCAAGCAGGGUUUUGCAGGAUGCGUAACAGAUCACCUAGCAGACAAGGCAAGGAAGUGUUGCAGAAAGGGAACAGCAUAUGCAAAGACACAUCCGUUCACAGCCUCACACCUUUCACAGGGGAUCCAGAUUCCACAGGCAAUAUCCCUAGAUUCAAGGCCUUAUUUAACAAACAAGCAAAAUGCAAACCAAACCAUGCUUCACAUAUGCUUUCUCUGGAGAAACUUAGCAUCGGAUCCAAACAUGCAGUGAGGUUCCUGGAGUCCAAAAGGUUUUUAAGCCAGUGCACAACCAGAAACAUGGCUCUCUUUGGUGGAGAGAGUGGCUCCAAUAUUUUGUUCUCUCCCCAUAGGGCAUGGACAAAUAAAUGAAAUCUUUUUUUUUUUUAAUCUGGAGAGUCACGACCAGACUUAUUCACUCCUUACCAAGGGAAGUUACUUCUUAGAAAACUUUUUAAGCCAUUUAUCAGCCAGUUCUCAUUGACUCAGGGCUGAGUGAGUUCCUGAGACAUCCUCUUUUGGGGGUGGGGGGUCUAGCUGGAAGAACUUCAAGGUAAAGAUUCUCAGCAGUGUUCAAGAAACUUGUCAGAGGUUAGUGGAACACAGGGAGAGCAGAAGACAGGUGCAGAAGAGUUUUUGUGACCUAUGGUCUGGAAAUGAAUCCAUCCCACAGUAGUGCCAUGGAGUUUAGUACGUGUCGCUAGGAAAUCUCAUCCCUUUUACAGAAAAACGAGGUCCAGUAAUAGCAAAUCUUAGCACAUCCUCACUUUUAUUAUAAAUGGGUGUUUUUUGUUUUUUUUUUUUACAAUUUUUACUGACACUCAGUAACCAUGCAAAGUUGUGUACAACAUUCAUCUGUCUAUAUAUCUAUACAUGUCUAUAUCUAUCUAUAUAUCAACUCAUGGUAGAAAACCAUAGCUAGGGAACCUCGCCGACUUACCCGCAUACAAAAUGAUCUUGUUUACAGUAUUCUGUUGACAGUGCCAAUAAAUGAUAAAGAAAUUAACGCGUCACGAUGUAAUGGAUGACCCUAUGCCCAGUUCCAUGAAUUCAAUCUGUUUCCUGUGUUCAUCAGUAUUCUUAAAUUAAAAACAAAAUGUUUAUAAUGGAAA
This is a messenger RNA of Bubalus bubalis (water buffalo), 5065 nucleotides long. It is a transcript of the gene ABAT, whose product is annotated as 4-aminobutyrate aminotransferase. The transcript has 16 exons. The record is from RefSeq and is a predicted model, not a curated record. Gene Ontology annotation, cellular component: mitochondrion. Gene Ontology annotation, molecular function: pyridoxal phosphate binding. Bases 512 to 2014 code for a protein of 500 amino acids. Lineage: Eukaryota; Metazoa; Chordata; Mammalia; Artiodactyla; Bovidae. Gene Ontology annotation, biological process: GABA catabolic process.